Gymnodraco acuticeps is the source of this 2446-nucleotide messenger RNA. RefSeq lists its product as uncharacterized. NCBI's taxonomy places the organism in Eukaryota, Metazoa, Chordata, Actinopteri, Perciformes, Bathydraconidae. The record is from RefSeq and is a predicted model, not a curated record. Bases 1 to 2169 code for a protein of 722 amino acids. The transcript has 10 exons. Gene Ontology annotation, molecular function: DNA binding.
AUGACUCUGCUGACUGCUACCACCUCAGCAGUCGCCACCUCAGCUCCCACUGAUGACUCUGUGACUGCUACCACCUCAGCAGUCGCCACCUCAGCUCCCACUGAUGACUCUGCGACUCUUGCCACCUCAGCAGUCGCCACCUCAGCUCCCACUGAUGACUCUGCGACUCUUGCCACCUCAGCAGUCGCCACCUCAGCUCCCACUGAUGACUCUGUGACUGCUACCACCUCAGCAGUCGCCACCUCAGCUCCCACUGAUGACUCUGCGACUCUUGCCACCUCGGCAGUCGCCACCUCAGCUCCCACUGAUGACUCUGCGACUCUUGCCACCUCAGCAGUCGCCACCUCAGCUCCCACUGAUGACUCUGUGACUGCUACCACCUCAGCAGUCGCCACCUCAGCUCCCACUGAUGACUCUGCGACUCUUGCCACCUCAGCAGUCGCCACCUCAGCUCCCACUGAUGACUCUGUGACUGCUACCACCUCAGCAGUCGCCACCUCAGCUCCCACUGAUGACUCUGCGACUCUUGCCACCUCGGCAGUCGCCACCCUCAGCCCCCACUCAGUCGCCACCUCAGCUCCCACUGAUGACUCUGCGACUCUUGCCACCUCGGCAGUCGCCACCUCAGCUCCCACUGAUGACUCUGCGACUCUUGCCACCUCGGCAGUCGCCACCUCAGCUCCCACUGAUGACUCUGCGACUCUUGCCACCUCAGCAGUCGCCACCUCAGCUCCCACUGAUGACUCUGUGACUGCUACCACCUCAGCAGUCGCCACCUCAGCUCCCACUGAUGACUCUGCGACUCUUGCUACCUCGGCAGUCGCUUGUACCGCCUCUUCCUCACCACAAGAGGAGGAGGAGACCGAUUCCAGUGAAACACCCUCUUCUGACGAGAUGACAAGAGACAGUUCCAGGAGAAGGUAUUCCACGGGCACUGUGCGAGAAGCAAUGCAAGCUGGCGGUAUGUAUGAAAAGUGCCCACCGGAAAGCAAGCUUCUUGUGGGCUUCAAAAAUCACCUGAUUGGCGCCCUACAGGUCCAAAACUGCCAACAGGCGGUUGACAAUGUGUCCCGGUUCCUACGCUAUAUGCAGCCGGAAGGAGAACCUAAUUUAGAAUUCCUGACCAAGACAACAGAGACCAUGGACUACAUGAGGGCCCUAAACAACUCAGGCUUGUGUGCAGCCACUAUCCUCAAUUACAUGAAGAACAUAAUCAGGUUCCUGCAGUACUUGAAAGGGAGCGUCGAUAUGAAUGAAGACGGGAUUAAGAUUCAGAAGUACAUCGACUACUUGAAAACCAUUCGGAAACCUGUUACAAGGAAACAUUCAGGGAACGUAUGCAGUACGAGAUACGAUCGAAUUGUGGAAGGCAUGCCCACCGUUCGUGACUGCAACCUGGUUUUGCGGAGUGGAAAGAAAAGGUUCUUGGACAUAUACAACAGGAUGGCUAUCUCUAAGAUAGUGGUCUCGCCAACUGAUAAAACGUGGUACCGCUACUACUGUGAAGCAGUGAUGAUGUUGCGCCACUUUCAGCGACCAGGAGUUGUUGAAGGCAUGACUGUAACAGAGUGGGUUAACCGUAAGCUUACUGACGGAAGAUAUCUGAUCUGCAUCAAGAAUCACAAAACCGGGGCCACGCAUGUUGCAACAAUAGCCUUAACGUUGGAGGAGGAAGCUUGGUACCAGGGGUACUAUGAGUUUAUUCGCCCUGAGUUUGUGAGAGGGGAAUGCGACUGUUUCUUCUUGUCUGCCAGAGGGAUACAGAUCACGAGUGGCUCAAUUGACCUUUUGCGACUCCGUGAAAGUUUUUUCAGCUGUGGCAUCGAUGAUAGUUGCACAAGUGUCCAGGUCAGAAGGGCCGCUGAGACUCUGGUAGAAACCAGUUUCACAGAGACACAAAAACAAAAUGUGGCUGCCUAUAUGUGCCAUUCAGACCACAUGGCAGAUAAACACUACAGGAUGCCAGUGCCUUCAACUUUAGUGGCCACAGCUGUCCUGUUGGACACCCUGCCUGGCUAUACUCCUGAUUGUUACCUCCCUACCGAAACUGAUUCUCCCGGCUCGUGCAUGUCAGGAAAAGAAUUCUCUGACUUUCAACAGACAUUUCCUGUUUCAAGGGACUGCCAGCCACCAACAAAGAAGCAGAGGGUCGAAGCAGGGUUUUCUUAGAACCGUGUAUACUAUGACAAGUGGCGAAAAUGCCAGUAUGCCGAUCGACAGGAACAUCUGUUGUCAUACUACACAUAUCAGAAGCCAUCAGGCGGAAAGAUAGAACGUCUCAUUAGCAAGGAGGGGUGGACGUCCAACUGUCCCAAGGCGCAAGACAUUUUGGACAUGUGGACACCAGCCCUCAAAUACGUCAUUGCGAGUGAUAAGAACAUCUUGAACAGUUGUUCUCGGCAGAAGUGGAAAGGCCUUGCCAUCAAAUCUUUUGAUGGACAAAAGG